Molecule: messenger RNA, 1663 nt
Organism: Castor canadensis (American beaver)
Lineage: Eukaryota; Metazoa; Chordata; Mammalia; Rodentia; Castoridae
Source: RefSeq, a predicted model, not a curated record
UUUGGGGAACGAGGGUUUUUUUCAUAGUAUUGUUUAUAGGGGAAAAAGUCAUUGAUUUGCAUAAUACCUCAUACCUUGUUUUCUACGUCCUGUGCAGGAGACUCAAAAAGCCUUUGUAAAGGUGGAAGAUAUGAGCCAACUUUUUAGGCCAUUUUAUCUUCAGCUGACCAAUAUGCCUAUUAUAAACUAUUCUACUCAGAGGCCCUGCAGUCCAUUUGAUGUAGAUAAGCCAUCUAGCAUCCAAAAGCAAACUCAGGUUAAACUAAGAAUCCAGACGGAUGGCGAUAAAUAUGGUGAGACUCCAAUUCAAGUCCAGUUGAAAGAGAAGAAAAAAAAAGGAUAUUGUGAAUGUUGCUUACAGAAAUACGAAGAUCUUGAAAUUCACCUUGUAAGUGAGCAACACAGAAACUUCGCACACAGUAACCAGUACCAAGUUGUUGAUGAUAUUGUAUCUAAGUUAGUUUUUGAUUUUGUGGAAUAUGAAAGAGACACACCUAAAAAGAAAAGAAUAAAAUACAGUGUUGGAUCCCUUUCUCCUGUUUCUACAAAUAUCCUGAAAAAGACUAAACUGAAAGAAAAUCUAGAAUUGCACUGUAUUUCCCAGAAAGACUUCAGGGAAAAUAAUGGACAAGUGAUCAAGCAGAGUUUCCUGUAUGAAGCAACCCAGGAACCUAAACAAAAGCUUGCAUUUAUUUCGGAACUUAUCCCCUGCCCUUCAAGUGAAUUGAGAGAACUUAAUGAGAAAAGAAUUAAUGACUGUUCUAUGUUACAUGCAACUGAAAAUGACAUAAAACAGAAUUUUACACAGCUACCUCCACAUAUAAAUAAACAGGAAUGCAUUUUUGACAUUUCUGAACAUAAAUUAAUUAUAAAUAAAAAUGACUUAGAAGAACUAAGGGUAGAUCACUGUCCAAAUAAGCUACAGACGUAUUUACAAGUUUCUCAUUUUAAUGCAGAUUAUAGUACAUCCCAACCAAAACAAAAGUCAAAUACUGUGCUUUUUCCCCCAAACAAUCUAAAGGAAAAGGACCUUCAUUCAAUAUUUGGGCAUGAUUCUGAUUUGGUAACAACAAAUAGUUCAAAAGAGCAUCUAAUAAUAAAGGCAAAAACUCCAUCGUGUAGUCCUUCUGAGGCAUCCAGUGAGUAUGACAUCACGAAUGUGGAUAAUUUGCCUUCUGGUAAAAUCCAUCGAAAAGUAAGGAUAUUAUUAGGACGAAACAGAAAAGAAAAUCUGGAACCAAAUGCUGAAUUAGAUAAGAAAAGAACUGAACUUCUUACUGUACAAGAAGAAAAUAGAAUUUGUAGUUCACCAGUACAGUCUCUACUGGACUUAUUUCAGACUAGUGGAGAGAAAUCAGAAUUUUUGGGUUUUACAAGUUAUACUGAAAACAGUGGUAUAUGUGAUGUUUUAGAUAUUUGGGAAGAGGGAAGUUCCAAUACUCUGUUGUCAACAUUUUUCUCUUCCCCUUCAACUUCUACCUUUAUUGGUUUUUAGUUCUUAAAUAUAUAUGCUUUUCUGAAGUGAUAAGGAUCAUAUUCUUGAAAUUUUUAUGAAUAUGCAAUUCUAGGAGUUUUUUGCCAGCUUUGCUUACAGAACCAUAUGUAAUAAAUAUUAAUAAAGGUGAUGUUUAUAAUUUUCUACAAAAUUGAAUACCUACUAUAG